Molecule: messenger RNA, 1856 nt
Organism: Theobroma umbraticum
Lineage: Eukaryota; Viridiplantae; Streptophyta; Magnoliopsida; Malvales; Malvaceae
Source: RefSeq, a predicted model, not a curated record
UUCUCUUACUGCUUGUUUGUUAGCGGGAAAUGUCUUAAAAGGGAGAACAAGAAAUUCUUAUGCUUGGUUUUGUUAUUGAGUGCUUGAAUCACAGAUAGAGCGAGUAAUAAUACUUACAGACUAGUGUUUAAGGGGAAACAAGUUGAUGGAAUGACAUAAAAUUAUAUGCUUGAAUAAGUAAUGGAAGAAAUCUAUCACAAGAGGGAUGAUUUCUGGUGGUGGUUCUUAUGGAGGCCUUGACUUACAAGGAUCAAUGAGAGUUCAUCAUCAUGCACAACACCCACAUAAUAUACAUCAACAUCACCACCCUAACCCUCGCCAAGGAGCUUCUGUAAACCCUUCUAUUCAUGAGGGUUUUCCGCUCACAAUGGGGACCAUGCAAAACUGUGAUCAAACCAUUGCGAUGACAGAUUACAAUAAGGGAGAGAGAAGGAAAAGUUCAGUCAGCGAUGAGAUGAAACCGAGCUAUACAGAGGAGGGUGUCGAUGGUCACAAUGAUGGAACUAAGGGCAAGAAGGGAUCUCCAUGGCAGCGUGUGAAGUGGACUGAUAAAAUGGUGAAGCUUCUAAUUACAGCAGUGUCUUAUAUAGGAGAGGAUGCAGCUGGGGACUGUGGUGGUGAAAAGAGGAGAAAAUUUGCAGUUUUACAGAAGAAGGGUAAGUGGAAAUCAGUGUCGAAAGUCAUGGCCGAGAGGGGCUAUCAUGUUUCACCUCAGCAGUGUGAGGAUAAGUUCAAUGACCUGAAUAAAAGGUAUAAGAAACUAAAUGAUAUGCUUGGUAGGGGCACUUCUUGUCGGGUUGUCGAAAACCCAGCACUUUUGGAUGUUAUAGAAUACUUAACAGAGAAAGAAAAGGAUGAUGUUAGGAAAAUUUUAAGCUCAAAGCAUCUUUUCUAUGAGGAGAUGUGUUCUUAUCAUAAUGGGAAUAGAUUGCAUCUACCUCAUGAUCCACAAUUGCAGCGUUCCUUGCAGUUGGCUCUUAGAAGUAGAGAUGAUCAUGAGAAUGACGAUGCAAGGAGGCAUCAGCAUGAUGAUCUUGAUGAUGAUGAUCAUGAUAUGGAAACUGAUGAUCAUGAUGAAUUUGAGGAGAAUCAUGCUUUGCAUGGGGACAGCAGGGGAAUGUAUGGGGUGUUAGGGGGCUCUGCAAAGAGGUCAAGACAAGGUCAGGUCCAUGAAGAUGCUUGUUUCCAGAAUUUGUUAAACUCCCAGGACUGCAACAAAAGUUCUUUUUCAUAUCCACCAAUCACCCAAGCUGAUAUGAAUCAAGUCCUACCUGACAAUACGAGAGCUGCUUGGUUACAGAAGCAGUGGAUUGAGUCUCGCUCACUUCAGCUAGAAGAGCAGAAACUACAAAUUCAAGUUGAGAUGCUAGAAUUGGAGAAACAACGUUUUAAGUGGCAGAGAUUUAGUAAGAAAAGGGAUCGUGAACUGGAAAAGAUGAGAAUGGAAAAUGAGAGGAUGAAGCUUGAGAAUGAGCGAAUGGCAUUAGAGUUGAAGCAAAAGGAAUUUUCUGCUGACUAAGGCCAAGUGACAUGUAGUCAAACUUCAUUUUUGCCAGUACUAGGUCUUGAUGCAAGAUUUUUUUGUUGUUGGUAAGCUGCUAUUGAUUUUAUCCUGGAGUAUCACAUAAAGAACGGGCAAACUAGGUUGAAAGAUAUGAUGCUGCUGCUUUUAUUGUGUAAACAUAGGUAGUGAUGAUUACAAUUGCUACUUUUUUGAAUUUUGCCUUAUGUGAAAUGCUAUUGUUUAUGCUAGAAGAAUUUUAUGCCAAGGAUCUCUUUUGUAGUUUUCUUAUUAUCAUUGCAUAAAAUCGAUAGUUUGGGUGUUUAAUGUAAUGCCUUCUUUUUUCUCAUGAUAA